AUGUCGCCAUUCCUCAGGGUCAUAGCGGAGGAGCUGGGGGAAUGCAAGAAGCAGCCAUCUUCAAUGUUCGCCACCCUUUACGUGAACAAGGGAGCAGGAUUUGACCCGAGAGAGCUGAGACGCAGUGAGACUCUGAUGGCCAUGGUGCAAGCCUGGCCCUUUGCCCGCCUGCCUCUAGGGGGGCUGAUGAAGAAGCCGCACCAAGAAACCUUAGAAGCAGUGCUGGAUGGACUUGAUAUCCUGCUGGCCCAGGAGGUUCACCCCAGGAAGUGCAAACUGCGGGUGCUGGACUUGAGAAAUACUGGCCAGGAUUUCUGGAACAUGUGGUCUGGAGACAGGUCCCAUGUGUCCUCAAGUUCACUGAUGGCAUCAGUGGCUAAGGACAUGUCAAGGACAAAGCACUCCUUGGCUCCCUUGGAGAUGUACGUAGAUCUUUGUCUCAAGGAAAUGACCUGGAGCAAAUGUAUCACGUACCUCUUCUCGUGGGUGGAGCAGCGGAAAGGCUCCAUACACUUGUGCUGUAAGAAGAUGAAGAUUGUUUCAAGGUCUAAGGACACUAUUAAGAAAGUUUUCCGAAUAGUGAAGCUGGACUGUAUCCAGGAGGUGGAACUGAAUUUCACCCAGAAGCUGUCCACCCUGGCCAAGUUUGCUCCUCUCCUGGGCAAGAUGAGCAAUGUUCAGAAACUCAUUCUCUCCCCCAUUCAUAGGUCUGCUGCUGAAGAACAGGACCAUCAGGCUCUUCUGCGAUUUACCUCUCAGAUCCUAAGACUGCAGUACCUCCGCUAUCUCCGUAUGGAAGGUCCAUCUUUCCUUGAAGGCCGCCUGAACCAGAUGCUCAGUUGCCUGAAGAUCCCCUUGCACAACAUCUCAAUAACCAACUGCCUGCUUACAGAAUCAGACUUGACCCAUCUGUCCCAGAGUCCAAAAAUCUGUCAGUUAAAGGGCCUGAAUCUGAGUGGUGUUACCCUGACCAACUUUUGUCCCAAGCUCAUCCAGGGUCUGCUGGAAAAAGUUGCAGGUACUCUUGAAGAGCUGAACUUAAACCUGUGUGGGAUUAUGGACUCCCUCCUCACAGCUCUUGUGCCUGCCCUGAGCUGCUGCUCCCAGCUCAGGGUCUUCAGCAUGUGUGGAAACCUCAUCUCCAUGGCUGUCCUGGAGAGUCUCCUGCGUCAUACUGAUGGGUUGUCCGCUUUACGUCUAGAGUUUUAUCCUGCCCCUCGGGAGAGUUAUAGCUCUCUGGGUAUUCUUCACCAGGAGAGACUUGCCCAGCUAAAAGCUGAGCUUUGGCAGCUCCUUACAGAUUUAGGGCGUCCCAGGAAGAUUUGGAUUAGCCCCAGCCCCUGUCCUCACUGUGGCUGCCUGGACCAGAUGCUCAGAUGCCUGAGGACCCCCUUGGACCACCUGGCAAUAACUAAGUGCUGGCUUACAGAAUCAGACCUGAUCCAUCUGUCCCAGCACCCAAACAUUCGUCAGCUCAAAGGCCUGGAGCUGAGUGGUGUCACCAUGAUCAACUUUAGUAUUGAGAUCCUCCACGUUCUUCCGGAGCAAGUUGCAGCCACCCUCCAGGAACUGAACUCAGAGCAGUGUGGGAUCACAGAGUCCCAACUUGAGUCCAUCCUGCCUGCCCUGAGCUGCUGUUCCCAGCUCAGGACCUUCAGUCUGUGUGGCAGUGUUCUCUCUAUGGCCAUCAUGGAGAAGCUGCUGAGCCACACCACUGGGCUGAUCAACUUAAGUGAGGAGUUUUAUCCUGCCUCUCAGGAGAGUUACAGCCCUCAUGGAGCCCUCCACCUGGGCUGA
Molecule: messenger RNA, 1797 nt
Organism: Budorcas taxicolor (takin)
Lineage: Eukaryota; Metazoa; Chordata; Mammalia; Artiodactyla; Bovidae
Product: PRAME family member 8-like
Exons: 6
Coding region: 1-1797 (598 amino acids)
Cellular component (GO): cytoplasm
Source: RefSeq, a predicted model, not a curated record